GCGAGAUGGCGAGAGGGACGGUCGCCACAUACCUGCAUGGAGUGCUUCUCCUGGCUCUGUGGAAACCGUCGCAGCAAGGAGGUGUAUAUGUACCAUCCUCUGGAGGAGCCGGAGCCGGUCCAGGAGCUGGAUUUGGGCCAAGCGGUGCUGGAACUGGAGCAGGAACUGGAACAGGCUUUGGUGGAGGUGGAGCGGGUCUUGGUGCUGGUCUCGGUGGAGGAGGAUAUGGUGGACAAGGACCCGGGGCAUUAGGACCUGGAGGCAUAGCACCAGGAGGUGUUAGACCAGGUGGAGUUGGACCAGGCGGAGUUGGACCUGGUGGAGUCGGACCAGGCGGAGUCGGACCAGGCGGAGUCGGACCAGGUGGAGUCAGACCAGGUGGAGUUGGACCUGGUGGAAUUGGACCAGGUGGAGUUGGACCUGGUGGAGUUGGACCUGGGAGUUUCAGGCCUGGUACAUUUGGUCCAGCCGGUAGUGGACUGAGAGUAGCUGGUGGAAAACCUCCCAAAACAGGCGCUGGUUAUGGUGGAUUUGGACAGGGAGCUGGAGGUGUAGGAGGAGGACUGGGACCAGGUGGUGUCGGUCCUGGAGGCUUUGGAACUCGUCCUGGUGGAGUUGGACCUGGUGGAGUCGGUCCAGGUGGAGUCGGUCCUGGUGGAGUCGGACCUGGUGGAGUUGGUCCAGGUGGAGUUGGACCUGGUGGAGUUGGUCCAGGUGUUUAUGGAGGAUAUGGCGGUGGUUAUGGUCCCAAACUCCCCAAAACAGGUGGUGCUGGAACAUCUCUUGGAGGAACAGGUUAUGGGCCUGGAGGAACUGGAUUUAGACCUGGGGGUACAGGAUUUGGGCCUAGUGGUGCAGGAGUUGGACCUGGGGGUGCAGGAUUUGGGCCUAGUGGUGCAGGAGUUGGACCUGGGGGUACAGGAUUUGGGCCUGGGGGUGCAGGAGUUGGACCUGGUGGAACUCUUCCAGGCGGAGCUCCGAUAUUACCUCAGACUAGUGCAGGAGCUGGAGGAAAAAGUGGUGGUAAAGCAUCCAAGCAAGUUCCAGGCAUCGGCGUACCUGGACUUUAUCAGGGUGGAUUUGUACCAGGUCAAGGUUUUGGAGGCCGAGGGGUUCUCCCUGGAGUAGUUACUGGAUCUGGAAUUGGGCCUCAAACUGGGACUGGAGUACUUGGUCAAGGCGGGGUAGGACAAGGAAGCAAUGGUCGAGGACAAACUUUAUCUGGAGUUUUUCAUGGUUACCCUCUAAUAUCACCAAAAUCAGGGACAGGAAAAUCAAAGAAACCAGCCAAAGCUGCAGCCAAAUAUGGUGGUGCUGGAGCUGGAGGAGGCCAUCUUGGUCAGGGAGGAGCCUUAGGCACUGGAGGACUUCCUAGAGGUGGCAUAGGUGUAGUCCCUGGAGCAGGAAGUGGAACUGGAACAGGAAUCGGACCAGGCGGAGUCGGACCAGGCGGAGUCGGACCAGGCGGCGUCGGACCAGGCGGAGUCGGACCAGGCGGCGUCGGACCAGGCGGAGUCGGACCAGGAGGAGUCGGACCAGGCGGAGUCGGACUAGGCGGAGUCGGACCAGGUUAUGGUCCCGGCUCAGCAAAAGCACGCAAAUAUGGUCCUGGUGGAACUGGAGUUGGUCCCAGCACAACAGGGGGCGGUCUAGGAGGACAGCUAGGAGGAGGACUUGGCCAAGGUACAGGACUAGGGCCUGGAUCAGGGCUUGGUAUUGGCCCAGGAGGUGCUGGGACUGUUUAUGGACCAGGAGGAGUAGUACCUGGUGGUGCUGGGACUGGCUAUGGACCAGGAGGAGUAGUACCUGGUGGUGCUGGAACUGGCUAUGGACCAGGAGGAGUUGUACCUGGUGGUGCUGGGACUGGCUAUGGACCAGGAGGAGUUGUACCAGGUGGUGCUGGGACUGGAUAUGGACCUGGAGGAGUUGUACCAGGUGGUGCUGGGACUGGAUAUGGACCUGGAGGAACUGGCACUGCAACAGGAACUGGGGGAUAUGAUGCCAGUGCCAAAGCUCGUAAAUAUGGCAUGCUGAGCGGAGCACUUGGAGGAACAGGAUUAGGACCAGCUGGAAUUGGACCUGGUGGCGCUGGUACAGGAUACGGGCCAGGAGGAGUUGGACCUGGUGGCAUUGUCCCUGGUGGUGCUGGUACAGGAUACGGGCCAGGAGGCGUGGUUCCUGGUGGAGCUGGUAUAGGCUAUGGACCUGGUGGCGUGGUUCCUGGUGGAGCUGGUACAGGCUAUGGACCUGGUAGCGUCCCUGGUGGUGCUGGUACAGGCUAUAGACCUGGUGGCGUUGUUCCUGGUGGAGCUGGUAUAGGCUAUGGACCCGGAGGAUCUGCAGGAGCAAAAGCAAAUAAAUAUGGAGUCCCUGGAAGCGUGGGAGGUGCCCUGGGGGCAGGAGGACUUGGGGUUGGAACUGGGCCAGGGUCUGGACUUGGAGUUGGUGGAGGGCUUCCUGGACGAGGUGGGGUGGCAACUGGUGGUGGGCCUGGAUCAGGAGUCCGGACAGGAGGGACACCUGGUUCUGGCAUUGGAACAGGAGGUUUAGCAGGAGGCUUUGGACCAGGCACUGCCGGAGGAUAUCCUGGUGGUGCAAAGUCUCUCAAAUAUGGACUUCCUGGUGGAGGAGGAUCUCCUGGAUUUGGGGGUCCAGGAACUGGAGCAUCUCUUGGUGUUGGCAGAGGAUAUGGACCUGGAAGUGGCUCGGUAGCUGGAACUGGUUAUGUGCCAGGUGGAGGUUAUGGUGUAGGCCCGGGAGCUGGAUAUGGGACAGGUUAUGGGCCUGGAUCUAAACGUUCUAAAUACGGCCAAGUUGGAACAGGUGGUGGCGGAGUGCUUGGAGGGGGAGCCGGAAGAGGUGGCUAUGGACCUGGAUCUGGAGGUCAAGGCACUGGAACAGCAGGGAGUAAAGCAGCUAAGUUUGGCCAGCCAGGCUCUGUUGUACCUGGAGCAGGAGCAGGAACUGGUGUUGAUGUAAAUGGAACCGUCAGUGGUGCAAGACCAACACCUCAACCUGGUGAAGGAAGACCUGGAUCUCCAAAUGGCACAUCAACACCAGCAGGAGAAGGUGAUGGUGGUGCUAGCACUACGUUAGAGGGCUCGGGGAUUCCUGGAGGAGAUGGACAGACUGGUGUAGGUGGAAGACCACUGGGAGGCGAGGGAGAUAGUGCAAAUGGAACCAGUAUCCCCAUCAUUGGAGCAACACCAGGAUUUAAUGGGAAUACAGUUCCAGUUGGUGGUUCACCUGCACAAACAGAUGGAGGAACAGCAGUUGGUGGAACAAGACUUCCCCCUGGAGGUCCUGGAGGUGACCUCUCCGGGGGAGGACUCCAACAAGUCAGUCCUCUCAAACCUCCAGGUGUUCCUAGAGGUGACACACCAGGUGAGGGAGAUGGGGAAGGAGGUCCUGAUGGAGAAAGAGACAGAAGGCCCGGGAGUCCGACCGGUGCCGGGGGAACCGGAGACGUUUCUGGAACACAAACAGGAGUGGGAAGAGGCGACGGUCCAGCCACUGGAAGAGAAAUCGGACCAGCAGGAGGAACAGCGAAACCACCUCAAGGUGUUGGACCAGGUGGAGUCGGUGGGGUGGUACCCGGAGCUGGUGGGGUAGCGACAGAAGUCGUAAAACCUGAAAAAAGCUACGGCGCAGGUGGAGUUUUACCAGGUGGAGGUCCACGCUACCCUGGUGCUGGUUCUGGCGGCUAUGGUACUGGUACAGGAGGUUUUGGUGUAGGUUCAGGCGGCUAUGGUACUGGGUCUGGUGGAUUUGGGAGACCCAUUGGCGGUUCUGGCAGUGUUGGGACUCCUGGGGUUGGAACGGGCCCUGGAGGUGUAGCACCAGGUUCUGGUAGCGUCAGCGUUGGGCUGGGUGGAUAUGGUGGUGGCAUCGGACCUGAUGGUUCUAGAUAUGGCACCGGUUCCGGAUCCGGGAAACCCCCAAAAAGUUAUGGAGCCGGAGCUGGCCUUGGCAGAUAUGGAGCUGGAUCAGGAGGAGUUGGUCCAGGUGGCUUGGUGCCUGGUGGUGGUUACGGACCCAGUGGUACUGGUCAAGCCGGACUUGGCCCUGGCUCUGCUGGCACAGGACUGGGAGGUGUUGGAACUAGACCAGGUACCUAUGGACCAGGUAGUGUUGGUACUGGUGGAGUUGGGCCUAUUCCUGGAGUUUAUACUGGAGGUCAAGGACUGGGAACAAGAAAACCGUCAAAAACAGGCUACGGAACAUCACUGGGUGGAGCUGGAUACGGACAAGGUGCAGCUGGUGGAGCAGGAACUGGACCUGGCAGAUAUGGACCUGGUUCUUUUGGGACUGGAGGAGUCGCACCUGGUGUAGCUGGUGCUGGAACUGGAGGCUUCGGACCCGCUGGUGCUGGAACUGGAGGCUUUGGACCUGCUGGUGCUGGAACUGGAGGCUUUGGACCUGCAACUGGUUUUGGACCAGCUGGUCAAGGACUAGGAAAAAGGAAACCUAAAUCUGGUUAUGGAGGAACUGGUUAUGGACCAGGUUCAGGAGGAGCCGGUCUUGGUGGACCUGGAGCUAGACCUGGAGGAUACGGGCCAGGUGGCACUGGGGGUACUGGAUCUACUGGUUUUGGGACUGGAGGAGGCAGCUUUGGUCCUGGAGGGACUGGGGGAGGCAGCUUUGGUCCUGGAGGCACUGGGGGAGGAAGCUUUGGUCCUGGAGGGACUGGGGGAGGCAGCUUUGGUCCUGGAGGCACUGGGGGAGGCAGCUUUGGUCCUGGAGGCACUGGGGGAGGCAGCUUUGGUCCUGGUGGCCAACCACUUGGAUCAAGAAAGUCUGGAUAUGGUUCAACUUUGGGUGCAACUGGACAUGGACAAGGUACUGCAGCUGGAGGUGCAGGAGGCGCUGGAGGAGGUCAAACAGUUGGAGGAGUAGGCGGUCAACCAGGAGGGGGAGCUGUGCCUGGAUAUGGCGGAGCGGCAGGAGGAAGCUAUCCAGGAUAUGCAGGGACAGGACAAAAGUCCAAAGCACAGAAAGCAGCCAAAUACGCAGCCAUGCAGGGCUUCCUUGGAACUGGAGGCUACAGAGGUGGAGCCUGUCAGGGUAACUACUGUGGCCGAAGGAGGAAGUGAGAGACCGACAGACAGGAAGUGACCUCAUUGAAACAAUAGUGGUGCUAUAGCAUGAUUACAGCUUGUGAAUGUCUUAGCUGACUUAGAAACUAAGGCCAUAACACGUUCAAAAAGCUACAUUUUUAUAAUUUUUUCUGAAUAUUUCUUAAAAUCAGCCUUCUGUUGUAGACUAGUUUAAUUUAACAAUGUAUUUACAUUAGUUUUCUACAAGAAAAGAACAGAAAUUGGAGAAAACAAUUUCUGUCUAGGCUGAGAAUCCAAAACGAGUCACAUUUUAUGACCAAGCUGUUUAAUAUAAUGUUUUGUUCAUAGAUGCUGUGUUAAAUAUGAACUGCAAUAUUGUUUAUUAUGAUUUUUUGGGCAGAUCCUUCAGCUCUGUCUGCAUGCUGACACACUGCUAAAAAAUUGCCUUAAUACACUAACACUGAAUUUAUCUUUAGUUUCACAUUUUAGUUUCAAAGCCGCUUUUAACCCAAACUGAUUUAUAAGCUUUCAGUAGACAAAAUACAGACAUUUUUAUUUUUGUGGAAGGAAGGACAACUUUAAUGUUCUUCCUAUAAUCCUUGAAAAGAUUUUGUUCGUGUCACUGUACUCACACCUCAGGACCUGCAGAUUUUAACACUUCUUACAAAGUAACAAAGAAUUUUUAAUGUAAAAUUCUAGUAAAUGUGUUUGUAUUUGUGCAGUAAGGAUGUUGUAUUUACAGUACAAUGUGACUUUGUCAGAUUUUGUACGCGACAUUGAGAAAAUCUAACCAAAUAUGAAAUAUGAGGAAAAAGGGCAACAACUUUUAACUACUUUUCAUUCUUGUCUUGUAACACUGUUGAAAAGAAAGAGCUCACACUUACUAGUAUUUUUAAAUUAUGCAAAUAAAUGUAUUUGGACACCUCUUUUAUUUGCCUACAUCUUGCAAGUGGGCAUUUUGAAACAUGCCUAACACCUUCAUAAAUAGAUGAUGUGUUUUCUACAUUGUCCCUAAGAAUCUAGAUAAUUUUAAAAUCUUAAUGUAAAUGAGCUUGUCUUUCUAUCCUGUAGCUCUACAUGUGUUUAACAUUUGUUUUGUUUGUUUUGCCUAUGAAGAAAAUUAUGAGCUUUUGUACAUUGUUUCCUGAAGAAAAGAGAAGAACAAUAAAAUCUGGUUCUAAUAC
Messenger RNA from Poecilia latipinna (sailfin molly), 6241 nucleotides. It is a transcript of the gene elnb, whose product is annotated as elastin b. The coding region runs from base 6 to 5093 and encodes 1695 amino acids. The transcript is spliced from 50 exons. The record is from RefSeq and is a predicted model, not a curated record. Lineage: Eukaryota; Metazoa; Chordata; Actinopteri; Cyprinodontiformes; Poeciliidae.